AUGUCGGCUGCUCUGCAGAGCUCUCGCCAUCAACCUCCGCCCGUCCUGACAUCAUCUCCUCUACCAGCUUCCAACAAUCGCCCGUACAUGUCUGCGCACGCCUCUCCGACCCGCGACCCCUACGGCUCCCUCCCAGUCUCUCCCUCGUCGCAGUCCUCCGCCCGCCCGCCCUCGCGCAAGACCAGCUCGGCCGCCGCUGCCCAUUCCAACGAAAUUCCCACCACCCUCGCCGCGAGGGCUGCCACCAACGCCGCCUUUAAUUAUAAUAGCUCCCAGUCUGUGCCGUCCGACCACUCUUCCGCCAUGCCUCCCUCGGCGCCCCCCCGGACCUCGUCCAGCCACCACAAUGCUUCCUCCCGCAGAUAUACCCCUGAUAAGCUCGCCGACUCCUCGAGGCACUCCCACGCUGAUCAGGGCAGGGGCGAAAACCGUCACGCCGACCAGAACGGUCACUACGACUCGCCCAAGGCUCGCCGCACGCCGCCUGCUCACAUUGCCCACCAGGAUGCCACCAGGCAGACCACCAGCCGCGAUGGUCGUCAGCAGGAGACCGUCAUGCCCAUCAGAACGCUUCAUAACGAGACCACCAAGCGGACCACCGAGGCCUCCGACACCCUGAGCAGAAUCAUCACAAAUCCUGAAGAGGCAGCUUACCGCGCGAGCCCAGCCAGAGAGAGCGCUCCAGCUCCUUCGGUGCCCUUAGGCACCCCCGACGAGCGUCGCAGGCGGCAGGAGCAUCCACGAAGUCACAGAACCUCAAAAUUCGGCGAUUUUAUCCUCGGCAACACCAUUGGCGAAGGUGAAUUCGGCAAAGUCAAGCUUGGUUGGAAGCAAGAUAGUAGUGUUCAGGCAAGUCCCUGCGUUGCCAUCAAGUUAAUCAAGAGAGAUACUGUUGGCUCGAACCCGUCCCGUCUCGCCAAGAUUCGUCGCGAAGUCACUAUUCUCCGCGGCCUACAUCAUCCCAACAUUGUUCGGUUAUUCGACAUGGUCGAGACUGACAGAUACAUUGGCAUUAUUCUCGAGUAUGCCUCUGGCGGCGAACUCUUUGACUACAUUUUAAACCACAGAUAUCUCAAGGACGGCUCCGCUCGACGACUAUUCGCACAACUUGUCUCUGGUGUUGGCUACCUGCACAAAAAGGGCAUUGUGCAUCGAGAUCUCAAGCUCGAGAACCUGCUUUUGGACAGCAACCGCAAUAUUAUCAUUACCGAUUUUGGCUUCGCCAACACAUUCGAUCCCCAUGAGGAUCUCUCGGAAGAGGAAGAACUCAACCUGCAAGACCGCGAGCAGGUUAAGCGCCUUGGUCUUGACAGCGUGCGACCCAACGGCAUGCGCAAGGGCGAUCUCAUGCAAACAAGCUGCGGCUCUCCUUGCUAUGCUGCGCCUGAGCUUGUUGUCAGCGACUCGUUGUAUACUGGCCGAAAGGUUGAUGUCUGGAGCUGUGGUGUUAUUCUCUACGCUAUGCUUGCUGGCUAUCUACCUUUUGACGACGACCCUGCCAAUCCCGAAGGCGACAAUAUCAACUUAUUAUACAAAUACAUAGUCAUGACCCCCCUCACCUUUCCCGAAUAUGUUACGCCGCAUGCCCGCGACCUCCUCCGCCGAAUCCUGGUUCCCAACCCUCGGAAACGCGCUGAUCUCUUUGAGGUUGCACGCCACAGCUGGCUCAGUGAAUAUGCACAUGUUGUUGAAUUCAUUACGAGCUCGACGACCUCUCCUCUAGACGUGCAAAACGGCAACACGGGCAUUGAGGAAUUCGACGCUCCUAUGAUGACCCGCAGCGCGUCGGUUCGCGAAGCCGCCAAGCCAAGAUCCCCUCAGCCCGCUGUCGGUGGUCUCUCCAAAGCUCACGCCAAGAUUGACUCUCCCACCCCGGACGCAAACCAUCGCACCACCAAAGAUGCCAAGCGUCGCACUGUGCAGGUCGAAUACGUCGCACCUACGACACAAACGCAGCGCGGUGCCGAUGAGCAAGGUCGCGAUCUCGCUGGCACGUCCUACUCUGCGCCUCGUGACAAGCCCCUUCCUGUGGAGCCUGCGUCGAGGGACAAACACAGCCGUGCUGGUCAGCAGAAGCCUCCAGUGUCCAUCACGUCUGGUAAGUCCGGGGACGGUCGAACUGGACCCGACAAUGUCUACUCGGCCGGUGCGGGCUCGAGCGCACGACCACAGACUGGAGGCUCCAUGCAAUCUACUGGAUCCAUGGGCCUUCAAUCUAAAAUUCUCAACUACGGCCAGCCUGCCCCUCCAACUGUCGAGAAUACUAAUGCCCAAGGACGCAUCCAACAGCCGGCUCAUCCCGAUGACGAAUUGGCCGGCCACAAUAGUGUGGCUGUACCGCCCAAAUUUGCCCGCGUUUCUGGCUAUAACGAUUCCCCUCGCCCUGUUGGUGAGGUCCGUGGCCACAAGCGUUCGAGCACGCUUGGCGAUCUUGGCUCCAAGAUUCUAGGCCGAAGUGGCUCCGUAUUUGGCAAGAAAGGCAAGCGCCCAGAGCCGCAGAUGGCAGAGAAGAAGAAAUACCCUCCCAUCAGCAUCGCCAACAACAUGAACAUGACUGGUGAAGAGCCUAGUCGACCUUCCAUGGACUCCAAGUUCUCGAAUGGACGCCGCUCAUAUUCUCUUGGCCUCGGGAAGAAGCGCAGUGGCAGCAUUGCACCAUCCCAAAACUCUGAGGAGAAGAAGGACAAGCGACGAUUUUCUUUGCUUCCAGCAUCAUUUUCCCUCAAGGCGAUUGGUCUAGGCAAGGAAAGUGGCGACUAUUCUCCGUCCGAGACAGGAUCGCGAAACGACUUGCCGAUUCAGGAUCCACGAGCCGAUCAAUUGAGAAACUUUAACGCUCCGGGAAAUGCCAGAGGCAGCACGCCUUUCUUUGACAACCUGCCUGCUAAUAACAACAAAUUUGCGCAGCCGCAGACCAGCUCAAGCCCGGGCCAUGAGCAAUAUCAGUCGGCACAGCUAGACGGACGCGAAGUGGAAGCGGUGCCCACGUACGUUCGGAGAGGAUCACAAUACAGACCCGGCUCGGAAUCGCCGGUGGACAGGCGCCGGCCCCCGACGGAGCCACAGGUUGGAUCGUACCGCUCCGGCCUUUACGUCUCAGAAGGCUAUGACGGCCGCCGGGUUGGCACAAGUGGUGGGCACCCGCAACGCGGGACGCUUCAGAAGAGCAACAAGCGAUUCACGGACGCCUACGAACAAGAUGGCUUUCAGGGACACGAAGGCAGCAGCGGUGCGGCUAAGCGUGUAAUGGACUUUUUCCGACGACGUGGCAAGGCUAGAGGUGGCGAUGAAUAA
Molecule: messenger RNA, 3294 nt
Organism: Beauveria bassiana ARSEF 2860
Lineage: Eukaryota; Fungi; Ascomycota; Sordariomycetes; Hypocreales; Cordycipitaceae
Product: serine/threonine-protein kinase KIN4
Exons: 3
Coding region: 1-3294 (1097 amino acids)
Biological process (GO): protein phosphorylation; intracellular signal transduction; microtubule cytoskeleton organization
Cellular component (GO): cytoplasm
Molecular function (GO): tau-protein kinase activity; protein serine/threonine kinase activity; ATP binding
Source: RefSeq, a predicted model, not a curated record